Molecule: messenger RNA, 3552 nt
Organism: Cyclopterus lumpus (lumpfish)
Lineage: Eukaryota; Metazoa; Chordata; Actinopteri; Perciformes; Cyclopteridae
Gene: fam120b
Product: family with sequence similarity 120B
Cellular component (GO): nucleus
Source: RefSeq, a predicted model, not a curated record
GCCACGCGUAGAAUAUGGGAAGACAUUUACCAAGUAAACACAACACGGAUGCAUCCUGCCAGUAGGCUACACCGAUAUUUGAAAGAAUGGGUGUGAAAGGUCUUCAGCUCUUCACGGACAGUUGCUGCCCAGCAGCCUGUGUGACUGUGUGUCUGAGGGAGAUGGCCAGACAACACGUUACCCAACACCAGCGAGGCUGCGCGAGCACAGCUAACGCUACCAGCCCCACACUUGUUGUGGAUGGUAUGGCCUGCUUGCGUCCCUGGUACUCAUGUAAGGACUGGGUGUGUGGGGGGCAGUGGAGGGAGUACAUGGAUGUGCUGAAGGGCUGGGUGGAGGCCUUCACAUCAGCAGGCAUCAGACUGGUCUUCUUCUUUGAUGGAGUGGUGGAAGAGCAAAAGAGACAAGUGUGGGUGAAGAGAAGACGCAGAGUGAACGGGGAGAUUUCUAAAAUGUUUCGUCACAUAAAGGCAUAUGGAAAGCAGCCUGGUAGAGAGCUCUUCUGUCUGCCUUCUGGUCUGGCAACAUUCACAUGCUUUGCUCUCAGGGCAUUGGGUCAGGAAGUGUUUUGCUCAGUGCGGGAGGCUGACUACGAGAUUGCCAGCUAUGCUCGUCAGCAUGGCAGUAUGGGCAUUCUGGGACAGGACUCAGACUUCAUCAUAUAUGACAGUGCCCCCUACUUGUCUGUGGCAAAGUUGCGGAUGGACAGCCUCACCACCGUCAUGUACGACCGGCAUAGGCUCUGCCAAGCCAUUGGACUGACUGUUACCCAGCUACCACUGCUGGCCUGUCUCCUAGGUAACGAUGUGGUGUCAGAGGAGAAGAUGCAGCGCAUCAGGAACAAUGCCAUGGCAACAUACAGGACAAACAAUCCCACAACACAUGCUAGUGCUCCGCAGGGGCAGAAAGUGCUAGCUGUAUCCCACCUUGUGAGCUCCUUAUGGGGAAGAGAGGAGCAAGAGACUGAGCUUAUUCCUCAGUCGCUGGAUCUGUCCGCUCCUCACAGAGAGCUACUGAAGAGGGGGGUUUGCUCUUACUUGCUGCCUGGACACAAAGCUUUUCCCCAAGGGGACAUCUCUGCACAAUCCUUUGCCUUUGAGAAACAUGUUAGUCCAGAAAUAUUAAAGGCCUGUAGAGAGAAGCAUGUAGCAACAGAGGGUUUCAUGGUUUACAGUGUUGUGUGUCAGGGAGUCAUUGAAUGUAGCAACACUCUGGAGGAUGAGGAGAACGCUGAGUUGCUGCCUCAGGCCCUCGUCUACAAGCCCUGCAGACAGCGCAUCUAUGGGCUGCUGCUGCUGCACGGCCAUGAUGGCAGCAGUGUCGACCUUCCAGCAAUCAGGGAAUGGUUUGUCUAUCCUGGAAACCCUCUGAAGGAACCUGACAUGGUCCACCCUGUCCAAAUCAGCCUCCCAUAUGACCAGCCCAGUCUGGACUUGCUAUGGUUUGGCAUUGGUCCUAAAGUUUCUACACUUCGCGUGAUGUCCUUCCUUUCAAUCUUUGAUUGCCAGGAGUUCUCCGACUUGUAUGGCGAUAUUGAAGACUCUCUCCUGGCUGCUCUCUGCCUGGUCACUUACAUCAUCCUCCAGGUACACACUUUGUCUCAAGAGGACGUGGAUGCUUACCUGAGUCAGGCUGUGUGUCUGAGACUAAAAUCCCCUGAUGAGCUUCAACAGAUCAAGCUGCCUGUCCUGUCCAGUCGUGCGGUGCAGCUGGGAUCUCUCUACGUCCGAGGGUUGAGCAACCUGCUGGGUGGGAACUGUGCCAGUGGCUGCCCGCUGCCCAACGCCGCCCUUAUGCCUUGGCACAGCUUCGAUGGACGGCUGUUCCACUCAAAGUACCUGCUGGCACAUAGCGGCACAGAGAAGACUGUGUUGCUCGACAGCGAUUCGUCCUGUUUGUCUCUGUUUCUCCGCCUGAAAGAGAAACUUACAGAGACCUGCAGGAAGCGAGGCAGAGUCCUGCAGUCCAGACCCUGUGCACCAGAACAAGGUCAUAGAAUCACACCAGGACCCAGACACAGGGAAAAACAUGCAGGUGGUAAUGAGAACUUGAGGGAAAAAAGAGAGACAACAGGAGGACAUGGAGGAGGAUGGAGGGAGAGAGGGGAGGCAAGUGGAGACCCAAGUGAAUAUGACAGCAGAGAGAGACUGUGGCAAAGAGGAGGCCAUUUCAACGCUCAGUCUCAUUCUUAUCCUUACAGCCAUGAUGGAGGACCCCAGAACACAAGCCGUCCUCAAAUACAAUCCAGAGGUCGAUCGUACUACAGAGGGAGAAUCAGGCCGACUUCGAGAUGGUCGCAGCCUCCUGCACCAAGAACAUAACUCAACUCCGAAUAGAGGAAAGAAGAGAAGGAUUAGAGGGGAGGAUUUGAGGAGUUAAGAGGACGGGUGAGAUGUGAUGAAAGGAGUGAUGGAAUCAAAUUUCUCUGAACAAACUGAUUAGUGAAUUACCCGUCAGUAAUGUUUGUCUAAAGGAUGCAGAAGGUAGAGAAAUGGGGAUUAAGAGAUGGCCGAAUGAAGAGAUUAGGAAUCAUCAUUUAAUUUGGACGUUACCUGUUUGGAGAAUGAACACUUCGCAUCAGCAAUUACCAAACAAACACAGAAAUGAGCCACUUCAAACAUGCACUGAAGUAGAUUAAUGGUUAAUCCCCAAGCCUGUUUGACCUUUUAUCUUUGACAAUAAAGGAAAAGAGAUCUUAAAAGCUGUGCUUCUCCAGUGGUAUAAUCCUUUUAAAGGCAUGGUUUUAACUAGAGAAACAGUAAUGCAGGUAUCAAAUAUCAAUGGAAAUAGUCCGUCAGUGCCGGUGAUUUAUACACCUCUGUAAGGUGAUAUGUCAAAAACAAAGUGAGGCAAGUUGAGAGUUUGCUUUCUUCAUACAAAGAAGAAUGUGAGUUGUCUGUAAUGGAUACUAAUAGAGAAAGAGGUUUAUAUGUUACGUUUUGUUAUGAGUCAUGAGUCCAGUAAACACGACCAUAAUGUGUUGUCUUAAAAAUCCCAAAAGAUUGUACACUAUGUGACAAUAACAUUGAGCGUGUGCGUGCGUGUUGAUGAUGAAUGUAUAGCCAGGCUGACAGACGGUCUUCCUGUAGCACCGUGAAUGUCGUCAAAACUUACCAGAGAGGAAAAGGAUGCAGAGAAAGUUCCACAGCCUGAGUGUUCUAAUUUCUGUGUGUGUGUGUGUGUGUGUUUGCCUAUAAGCACACCGGUAAAGAAAUAUGAGAGUGAAUUUCUCAACAAACGGAAACAAAUGAGGGGAAAUCAGAAUGUUUAUACAGUGAUGUGAGACCGUGUUUGGCAUGACAGAGCGGAGAGUUACAUUAGUUUAUUCUCCUGUAGUUCAAUGAUACACUCAUUAUACAGUAACAUAUAUAUACAGGAAUUUUGUAAAAAUGUUAUAAGUGGUUUUAUAAGCUCCCAGACUUAUAAAACCACUCAGCACUUGGACAGUGUUUGUGAUAAUAAUUUUUUUGUUGUGUUUCAAUCUUAUGUAAUGUGUUACUGUGUUGUGUUGCUUUUUAUUGGUAAUAUUUGCCCAUUUGUAAUUGUAUGAUU